Molecule: messenger RNA, 231 nt
Organism: Gaeumannomyces tritici R3-111a-1
Lineage: Eukaryota; Fungi; Ascomycota; Sordariomycetes; Magnaporthales; Magnaporthaceae
Exons: 2
Coding region: 1-231 (76 amino acids)
Source: RefSeq, a predicted model, not a curated record
AUGUCGGGCACACUGUUCUCUUUUUGUGUUCUGGCCGAUUCCUUCUGGCCUCAGGAUGUUCUGGCCUCAGGAUGGCAGGUUGCUUCUCCAUCGCACCUUCUCCAUCGGCGGGCGGUAUCCGAGAUGCAAAAGCCAGUGGUGCCUGCCUGGUCGCUCCGCCCUCAUUUGGGCGAACGUCCCACCGUCUUUUUGGAUGCCAACAGGGAAGCUGCUGGUCUAGGGUAUUUUUGA